This is a messenger RNA of Epinephelus fuscoguttatus (brown-marbled grouper), 7622 nucleotides long. It is a transcript of the gene tiam2a, whose product is annotated as TIAM Rac1 associated GEF 2a. The record is from RefSeq and is a predicted model, not a curated record. Gene Ontology annotation, biological process: positive regulation of axonogenesis; small GTPase-mediated signal transduction; activation of GTPase activity. Bases 357 to 5591 code for a protein of 1744 amino acids. Lineage: Eukaryota; Metazoa; Chordata; Actinopteri; Perciformes; Serranidae. The transcript has 27 exons. Gene Ontology annotation, cellular component: membrane; synapse. Gene Ontology annotation, molecular function: protein binding; guanyl-nucleotide exchange factor activity.
CACGGCCACCCUCCCUCCCACAGCCCGGGGAAGGAGGAGUUUAACCCCACAUUGUCUGGGAGGAGUCCGCAGUCUCUUGGCGCUCCGUCCCAGGAACAUUUGCUCUGGAAACAGAGGACUCGUGGAAGUACGCUACACGAAAACCCGAUUUUUAUGUUUCUCUUAAAUGCAACAGCGUUACAUUCAGCGGUCGCGAGGAGGGAAGCACGUGGACACCGGGAGAAGUAUGUUUUAUCAGAGGAGACAUUAGCCGAUGAGCCAGAGGACGAAGGAAUGAGUUUGUUUUGAGGAAUGAGGCGGAGGGAAGCUUGCACAUAGGAGCUCCAAUCUGAGAAGAGAACUUCAGACAGGCAGCGAUGGGGAAUUCAGAGAGCCAGUAUAGCAUCCAGGGCCCCAAAGGCACCAGCUUUGUCUUCCCUGGGAAACCAAAGCCAUAUUCACUGAAGCUCCGUUCAGCCAAAGAUGACGCUCUGUCGCCCCAUACAUGGUGGAAAAGUGCCCCAGUGGGUUCAGGGUACAAGUCCAGGUGUGUUGGUCGUGGCUGUCUGUCCCCUCCUAAAAGCCGGCUGCCUUACUCCCCUAGGCACUGUGACUACGUCUCAAAGGGGACACGGGGCAGCCCAGGUGAGCAUCGCUGGCAUCGAUCGCCUGGAUGUGGUAUUAGAAGGCGGCAUAUGUCAGACGAGUACGGAGAUAAUCCAUAUGGGGCUGAUGUUAAUGGGUGCACCCUGAAUGGACACAGUGAUGAGCACGAGGCUUUAGAGGAGCAGAGCAGCCCACGGGUGGUGAUCAAGAAAGAUGGCAGUCUCAGAGUGGAGUUUACCAACACCUCGGGAAAUCCCCUCCUCCUGGAUGGGGCUUCUGGCCCCGUACAGCUCCUCAAGUUCUCCCCCAACCUAGAGUCUGCCUCAACUCCCAGUCUGCCUGGCUCAAGUGGUAGCAGGCAGGACGGCCACCGCAGCGGUCCCCCACCAGCCUCUACCUCCUCCACAGCCAGGACCAGCAAAGGAAGCUCUCUUAGCUCCGAUGGCUCGUGGUAUGACUCUCCCUGGGGGCCCAGCACCGAGCUAUGUGAGCAGGACCAACCCUGCUCUGCCAGCAGGACACUGGUCCACUCCCCCAUCCACCAGCUUGACACCUUCACUGAACAGUCUCCCCCUGUGUCCAUCACAGACCUCUACAAGGACCCCACAAUGGCUGCCACGUUUCCCACAGCCAGGGACCUGUCCCAGUUACAGGACCCUACACCAGGCCAGAGGCCCCACAGAGCCUCUUUUGCAUCAGUCCUGGAUGUUCCAUUGGAGGAAGAAUCUACUGAGGCGUGCCAGUACUCAUCAUACACGCUGCCCUGUCGCAGGCCCAAAGCCCACACUCUGAGUGAGGAUCUGGACCAGUAUCCUGACCAGGAGCAGACUGGGCCUGAUUUCAUCUUCCAUAAGAAAGACUCCAUCAAAAAUCGCAUCAGGCGAUUAAGUGACUGGACAGGAAGCCUCAGCCGCAAGAAGAGAAAGUCUCAGGAGACCAGGUACAAAGACCUGAGCGAUGCCUUCGACAGUGGGGUUGAUGGCCUGACUGCAGACACCAGCUCCCCCUCCCAGGUCUCUAGUCUCCUCUGGUUCCCAGGAGCCUCCAGGGCCCAGUCAUCAGGAGCCAUUCAUCAAACGACCAGCGACGCCCUCCGCCAGAAUAUCUAUGAGAACUUCAUGAGGGAACUAGAGACCGGCACUGGACAGGGAGGAGGAGGAGGUGGAGGUGGCGAGAGAAGAGACCCAUCAACAGGCACCGAAGAGGGGGAGAGCAGCAGCGAGUCGGCCGAGGGCUCUCUGGAGCAGCUGGAUUUGCUGUUCGAAAAGGAGCAAGGGGUGGUCAGACGGGCCGGCUGGCUUUCCUUCAAACCCCUCGUCACCCUGCACAAGGACAGGAAGCUGGAGUUGGUGACCCGCCGCAAGUGGAAACAGUACUGGGUGACCCUGAAAGGAUGCACAUUGCUGUUCUAUGAGACUUACGGUAAAGGCUCUCCGGAGCAGGAGCUCUCACCUCGCUACGCCCUCCUGGCCGAGGACAGCGUCGUCCAGGCCGUCCCCGAGCACCCCAAAAAGGAGAAUGUCUUUUGCCUCAGCAACUCCUAUGGAGACGUCUACCUCUUCCAGGCCAGCAACCAGACCGAUCUGGAGAACUGGGUGACAGCCAUCCAUUCUGCCAGUGCCUCGCUGCUGGCCAAGCGCCAGGGGAAGGAGGACACUGUGCGCCUGCUGCGGAGCCAGGUUCGCGGCCUGCUGCAGAAGAUCGACAUGGACGGGAAGAUGAAGAAGAUGGCAGAGCUGCAGCUGACGGUGGUCAGUGACCCCAAGAACCGCAAGGCUAUUGAGAACCAGAUCCAGCAGUGGGAGCAGAACCUGGAGAGGUUUAACAUGGAUCUGUUCAGGAUGCGCUGCUACCUGGCCAGUCUACAGGGUGGAGAGCUGCCCAACCCAAAGAGCCUGCUGGCAAUUGCUAGCCGCCCAACCAAAUCCACCCUGGGACGCCUGGGGAUCUUCUCCGUCUCCUCCUUCCAUGCACUGAUCUGUUCCAGAGAUGAGGCCACACUCAGGCGGCGCUCGUUGUCCCUGACUCACAGGCAGCGCAAGAGAGGCCUUUUCUCCUCGCUCAAAGGCCUCGACAACCUCACGAAGAGGGGCCGGGACAAGAGGCCUUCUGCGUCCCAGAUCUUUGAGAGCGAUGCUGGAGGUCAAACGUACGCCCUACCUCCCAGGAGCACUGAGAGGCUGGACAUGCUGGCCAGUAUCUACUCUAUGUCGCCCCCUGAGGGCGGUGUGUGGGACAGCAUCAGCGGUGCCACAGACGUGUUGACGUGUGUCUACAUGCCAGACGGCCUGACAGUCCAAGUUCCUGUCAGAAGGGACCAGACAGCGGCCGACCUUCUCUCUGCAGCCUGCAAGGUGAAACAGCUGGACCCGGGCCUGCACUGCCUGCGACUGCACAGGCAAGCGGGGGAAAGCGUGGAAGUUCGAUACGUGGGUCCCGGAGAGCUCGUUUGUGAUGUGGUCAAUGAUCAGUUGGAGGUGGUCCAAGUUAAUGUGUUUACGCUGCACAUGAGCAGGCCGAGCGGCACCGGAGACUUUGGUUUUGCAGUAACAGGACACAUCGACAGUCAGAAAAACAGCAGGAUUUUUGUCAGUGAAGUGCUUCCUGAUGACCUGGCAUUCAAUGAAGGUCUGCGUCCAGGCGAUGAGAUCCUGGUGCUGAACGGUCGCUGUGUGGCGGGCCUGGACCUGGCGCUGAUCCAGACGCUGUUUGCCGAACAAACCCUGCACCUGAGCCUGAGGCGGGACGGACCCCUGCCGUUAACUCUGUCCUCCAACCACCGGACCCUUCCUCUCAAACACAACCAGGAGGUUCGCAGCAAGCACCACAGAGCCAAGUCCUCCUCAGAUGUGUGCACUGCAGCUGAUGGUGCUGAGUCCCCGUGUGUAGGACUGGAGAACGGUCACUCCCACUGCGCACACAGGCCUGUACAGCACAGCAAGAGCGUGGACACAGUGUGCACUCUCUACCAAUCCUUCCAGGAAGGAACGGGCUCAAGCACCGGGGGUUUGAUGGAUGACACCAAAGGACCUCCAGCGAGGCAGGGAGGGGAGGUAGGGUCUGGUCCCACGCGAGAGGCCACCCUGCUUAGACCUUGCCCCAAGCACAUGAGCGCCACUGAGAGGUUACGUAAGGUCAUCCAGGAGCUGGUGGACACAGAGAAGUCAUAUGUCAAGGACCUGGCCUGUUUGUUUGAGAUCUACCUGAAACCCCUGCAGAAUGAAACCUUCCUCACGCUGGAUGAGAUGGAGAGUCUGUUUGGCAGCUUGCCAGAGAUGCUGGACUUCCAGAGGGUCUUCCUGCAGACCCUGGAGGAGAGGAUCGCCUCCUCGCCUGACUUCAGCACCCUGGAGACCCCCUCACAGUUCAAGAAGCUGCUGUUUUCUCUCGGGGGUUCGUUCCUCUACUAUGCGGACCACUUCAAGCUCUACAGUGGCUUCUGUGCUAACCACAUCAAGGUCCAGAAGGUCCUGGAGAGAGCUAAGACAGAUCAGGCCUUCAAGGAAUUCCUUGAUGCGAGGAACCCCACUAAGCAGCACUCAUCCACCCUGGAGUCCUACCUGAUUAAACCCGUGCAGAGGGUGCUCAAGUAUCCCCUGCUGCUCAGGGAGCUGGUCUCCCUCACUGACGCCGACAGCGAGGAGCACUACCACCUCACCGAGGCUCUGAAAGCCAUGGAGAAGGUGGCCAGUCACAUCAAUGAGAUGCAGAAGAUUUACGAGGAUUACGGCUCCGUGUUUGAUCAGCUCGUUGCUGAGCAGACUGGCCACGAUAAAGAGGUCACAGAGAUUUCGAUGGGAGAGUUUCUCAUGCAUUCCUCAGUGGUCUGGCUCAACCCUCAUACAUCGUUGGGUCGCAUGAGAAAAGACCCUGAAAUGACCGUGUUUGUGUUCAAGAAAGCGGUGAUAUUGGUCUACAGGGAAAACAACAAGCUGAAGAAGAAGAUGACCAACCCUCGUUCAGCGCUUUCUCAUGGAGAUUCGGACCCCUUUAAGUUCCGUUGGCUCAUCCCGCUCUCGGCGCUUCAGGUCAGAUUGGGAAAUACUGCAGGAACAGGCACAGAAAGCAGCUGCAUCUGGGAGCUGAUUCACUCCAGGUCUGAGGUGGAAGGGAGACCAGAGACCGUCUUCCAGCUGUGUAGCAGCGUGCCAGAGAACAAGGUCAACAUCAUCAAGGUGAUCCGCUCCAUCCUCAGGGAGAACGUGAGGAGGAACAUGAGGACUGAGGGCACGUUGGAGAGGGGCGGUAAGGAGCGCCUGGUCCCCCUGCGCAGCACCCUGCCCUCCUCCGCCAGGCUAGGUUCCACCAGGGCCUCCUGGUUGUGUAAGCAGCCGCCUGGAGAUCUCUCCACCCAGGCUGGGAACCUCAAGCUGGGGCCAGACUCAGACGAGGGGAGCCUGAGCAGUGGAACCUACAGUUUUUCUGGGGCUCCUCCAACUUGCAACUCCUCUGACUCGCAAAUCCUCCCUGUCCAGCAGAACUGGUCUCAGACACCUGCAUCGAACUCGCAGCCCCGCUCCACCUCUGCUGUGAAAGAGUCUGAUAUUUUGAGUGAUGAGGAUGAUGACGGCUUUAGCGAGGGGGGAACAAGGCGGGGCAGUGGAGACAGCAGUUCCCCAACUAGCGCCAUUGAGGCUCAGUUCCUCCAACUUAAACUCUCAGAGGACUCUGUGUCGCAAUGUGCACCGGCUCCCUGUGUUCAACCUGAGAGAGUCGGGGACACCCCAGAGACCCAACCAAAACUGAUGCGAGGACACUUCAGUGCUGUUAAGAGGAAAACCAACAGUUUGAGGAAGAACCAGGGUGCACUGUUACACAUGAAGGCACACAGCAGGUCACUGGACAGCCAGACGGAUGCAGCAUCUACAUCGGGGGUCGUGGACCUCAACACAUUGCUGGAGAGGGAGUUCAGCGUCCAGAGUCUGACUUCUGUAGUGAAUGAGGACUGUUUCUAUGACCCAGCUGAGAGCUGUGCCACUGACUCUGGGAAUGCCACCUCUUCAUAGGGGAGUGGAUGGACAGAGGUGAGACUCUGACCAAAGCCCCUGUGGCUCACUACAGGCUGUACCAGUGUGGCUGUGAAGCUGUGCCUCAACCCGGAAGUCGGUUUAGUGGGUCACACACCUGCCUGCUAAGUUAGGUGUACGGUAUCUGUUCAGAUGGAAGCCUAUUGGCUGACAGACCAGUUUCUCCCCCUUGAGAGGUUAAGAGAGGUGAUUUCUGUCCUAGUGUUAACUACAAUGAAUCUGCCAAGCACUGAUGCGUUCCCACGAUUUCCUCUGCUCUGUGCUUUUUUUCCUCCCAACAAACUGUCUUGAGUGACGUACUCCAUCCUAGUUUCCCCUGCAGCUCAUACUGAUUGGCAGUUUUUAUUCAGUUUUUGACCUUUUCUAUGGAGAAAUGGGGAGAAUGUCCUCGGUCUGUCAGUCUCAAAAGUUAAAAGUUAAAAGAGGAGCAAGGUCCACAGUGCAUAUAGAGUAACAGUACACUGAGAUGAAAUACAUCUCUAGAGGCAGCCACACUGGUGCUUGGCACAGUUUGCCAGGCUGCAGGCUGACUCACACAAAGGUCAUGGGCUCAGGCUUGGUAAAGUAUUUGUAUUUGGUGUCACAGAACCAAACACUGUUACAAACUGCAUCGUAGGCCCUGUUUGUCCCUGGUGUUAACAUGUGUCUCAGAUGAUCACAAGUGGACAGCGCUAAGUACAAGUGUCAACGACCACCAAGACGCAUUGAGCUCUGAUCACUCAGACCACUUGCGGAGGUGGUCUGGCACACAUUUGACCACAUAUCUUUUGUAGUGUAAACGCUAAUGGCCCCUGACAGUGACUACUUCAUCAAUGCAGGACGUGGUUGUUUUAGUGAGAGUGCGCUGAUGCUCUAUGACUUGCCCAUUUUAUGACGAGUUGGACAAAGUGUUGUGUCACUGCCCAUCAUUUUGCCCUAUUGAAUCAGACGUGUUGAGUUCUGCAAACAGCAAUAUCCCCAGCUGUAUGGAAACAACUGCUAAUGUGACUAGUGAGAGUGUGGACAUAAUUACUUUGAGUGAGCCUUUUGACUUCUGUAAGUCACAUAACGAAAUCUAAAGUGGUCAAUUGACGCAUGAUACACACGUGCGAACGGCGAUGUGUCUCAGCUGUCCACUUGUGUUCAGUUCACUAAAACGCAUGUUCAUACCAGGUGUAAACAGUUUAAAAUGAAAUGGAAGGAGGCACUGAGUGAAGGCUACCACAGACUAAUAGGAUCCACCCAAAGACAUGCAGUGGUCAAGUCAGACUUCCUGAAAAGAGACGCAAUGGCCUAAAACAGGAAGGUUGCCGACUUUCGCAACUAAGCCUUUUUGCUGUAUUUUGUGCACUAAAGUACACUGUUUGCCUAUAUAUUUGAAAUAUUUUUUAUCUGUACAGGUUUUAAUGUUAUUAAUGCUGUUUUUAUUUAUUAAUAGGUUUGAUUAUGUAUAUCUUAGAAAACUAACUUUUUGGGUGAAGGCUUGAACUGUUGGCUAAAGAUUGGUCCAUUAGUAAAUAAAUACAAUGCAAUACCGCUUGUCAUUUUUUCCCACUUCAUUUUAAAUGUAGCCUACUGGAUUUUGGUUGUCUUUUCCUGAAGAUUGUAAUUUCCAGUGUAUGCAUUGGAAGUGUUUCUGAGAGCUGGCUGCUUAAAUUGAAUGGUUUUCAACUGCAAUAAUGUUUCAAACCCAAUGUUUCUUUUUAUGUUUGUGUCCUGUACAUAUUAUCUUUUCUAUCUUUGAAACAUUUAUGUAUCCUCUAAUACAUACUUGACACUGUACAGGUAAGACACGAGGCAGGAAUAAGCAAUAAAUGCAGCAGAUAUUUUUGUAAAACCUUUUGUUUGCCGUAGCAAGAAGUACAUGUUGAGGUACUAUUAAAAAAGGCAAACCACUACUACAUUCUUUACCUUCUCAGCUCAACUUUACCAUGCCUUUAAUGCUAGCAUACCAAUGAAUGUGAAUGCCCUGUUCUUAUGGAAUUGUUUUAUAAAUAAAAGUUUUAUCUGUGAGUGACGCCUGGAGAACAA